AUGGCUGGAACGGCGACACAAACAAUGCAGGCAGCUACAACGACGACCAUUACGGCAUCCUUCCAAUGGGACCGGUUGGAUGAGACGACACGACUAUCUUAUAUCGAUCCCAGCACUCAUUUUAAGCUUGGCGAGCGCUUUGUGUGGCAUCCGACCAACGAUUUCGAGGACCAGAUCUGGUCUAUUUUCAUGUACCCAAAGCUGGAAAAUUUGUUCAACAGGAAUCUGAAUCAAAUCUUUGGGACCCGGCGGAGGCCCGGCUCGCACAUCAAAUGUUACAUGACCAGCACCACGACGCUCUGGAGAACGGCCAGGCCAACAGUGGUCGCUUCAUGCGCGAAGCCGAAGUAUGCCCAUAUUAUGGUGACAGUGCUUUCAGGAAACCCUAUCAUCCGGCGGCUUAACUCUGGGUUCGACUUCUAUGCCGAUCCAAGACCGGUGGACACCAGGAUUUGUGCAGGGCAGCAACCCCUGCCUCAAGAUCCCCCUUUGGCGACGCUCUGUGGGCUCAGAAUCGCAAUUGCUACUGGCGUGGGAGGUGAUCCGUCUCGUCGGAGGCAUGCCACACUCGGUGGGCUUAUUUGCCUCGAUAACGCAUACUACGGCCUCACCGCUGCUCAUGCCUUCCUCGAGGAGACAUGUUCAGAUGAUGGGAUCGAAGAGCAUAGCGACAGUGGCGCGAGUUCCCCUUCUCAUUCCACCAGGAGUGAAGCAAAGUCCUUGGCUUCUGACGGGUCAUUGUCCCCGGCAAGCUCUGGAACGAGAGUAUACAUGGACACUGCCCCUUACGAGACACACGCAGAUCAUGCUGGUUCGAUUCGUCCUACACAAACUGGAACAACACCCGAAACGCUUACGGAGCAUGUCCUUGGCGAACUACAUGGAGCAAACCCCAGCGCACCCUGGCUAAGUUGGACUGAAGACUGGGCUCUGAUCAAAAUCUCUGACCCGAGGUUUCACCUCCCCAAUCUUUUCACAGUUGAUGGUAGGACGAUAAGAUGCUCAGGUGUAGCCAGCAUGCCUCCACGAGGGAAAGUCGCUGUUGCCGCAGGGUUUGGCGCCUUGCACACGGCCGAAGCGUCAGGAAGAACUGUCGGGGUCCUUAUGCCAAAUUCCGCCCAAAUGAUAUCCGCAUGGACAGUUCAAAGCACCAGUGCUCCGGGAGACUGUGGUAGCUGGGUCAUGGACUUGAUCACCGGCGAACUGUAUGGGAUGAUUGUAGCGUCGUCGAGACAGCAGAAUUGUUCUUUCUGCUUGUCUAUGUCGAAGAUCUUCGAUAGUAUCGCGACCUUCACAGGCGGAUCCAGACCCGUUGUUUAUGGAUUGCCGGAGAGCCAGCCUGAACCAGCAGUACUCCCAGAUCUACCCGCAACGACUGCCUUAACGACUGCCCAGAGUUCCACAAGUGAUCCCUGCAGUGAGCAAUCAGCACCUGCUCCGGCCGGGGUCGAUCCGGCUGGGCGUGGCCCGGAAGAGCACAUGGCCAGCUACGUGAGCUCUGUGCAUGAUUCUGUACAGCAGAGAAUCACGAGCAUUAAUAGCGGCGACAGCGAUGACGGUAAUACGAGAGGCGGCAACAGUAUAUGGCCCGAUCAGCAGGAGAAUGACAGCCGUGGGACAGGAAAAGAAGAAGACGCACACGCCCACGAGAAUCCAUCUUCACCCACUGACAGGCCGGAGCCGCUGUAUUAUGAACCGGCGAUUACUAAUAGACCCGAAUUCACGUCUGAAGCACAAGAGAGGGAGCUUGACGCACGUGAGAGAGAGCUUGACGCACGGGAGAGAGAGCUUGACGCACGGGAGAGAGAGCUUGACGCACGAGAGAGAGAGCUUGAAGCACGGGAGAGGGAGCUUCCCAAAAGAAGGCCGCGAGCUUUGCCGGAAGAAAUCGUUGUUACUCGCGUUCAUAAUCAUGACGACCAGGAAGAUGCUUCGGCAAGCUCGACUUCGUCAAGUUCGACCGAGCGCCAUUUUGACAAGGCCCGACGCCCAAGCCAUUCAUCAGUCACGGAGAUCAUCAUAAACGAGUCCGACGCUGGAAAACGACGUGGCUCGCCUAUCCGAAUUUCCAUAACGGUUCCUACCGGUUCAGGACGACAAACUCCUCAAAUCACUGCCACCAAAACUGCUAGAGAAGCGGGACGCGCCCGCCAUUCAAAGCACGAUGGUGAGCAACAGGACAAGGAAAAUGAUGACCGAGGAACCCAAGCAACAGUGGAAGGACAAAAGGUCUCCGAUACACGCCUUCGACGGGAGACUCACACACGAUGGCGCUCUCCGCCCAUCAUCGAAAGGGAGUUUGACGCUCGAUGGCCAUCCUCUCGGGCGGUUGAAGGUGCACUUGUUCACCAGCCUUGGGCGGGCGCUGAAGCAAAUAUUGAGUAUGGCGCACAGAGGAGAAGUGACGGACGUCGAAAUACAAGCUACUACAGCAAGGGCCGAGACGAAAUACACCACGAAAUGAGGGAUCCAGCGUACAAAGACACCGUGGGAAAAGACCUUGACGGCGGCAAGCCGGUUGCGCAAGAGCCAUGGCCGAGGCCGGGACGCACCAAAAUGCGGAAGUGGCUCGUUCACCCACGAGCAUUGUUCGACUUGGGGUAUUCAUAUUAUAAAGAGAAUGAUGAUUUUGUCAUUGGGAAGGCAUUGAGUGCGGCCAAUAUCGAUGAGGUUGUUGCAAAGAGCGCCGAAUUUCAAAAGUCCGAUGCCGACGCGCAGACAAUUUCCGAUCCGCGAAGGCCGAGGUCAACCUCUCCCCGUCAACGCGCAGACCGCCGAGAGGGGGCGCCCACUGACGUUGACAUGCUUCCGGAGGAGAAACGAAUGCUGUCGAUGGAAGAUGCAUUUCCUCACAAUUGGUUUGGCGCACGAGGAAGUUCGCCUCGGAGAGAAAACCUGAUAAGGCCUAUUGACGAGCCACGCCCUUUUAUCACACCCGCUGUACGUCACAGCGAAGCAGGAAAUGCAAGAGAUUUCUACGACACAAGUGGCUAUCAAGGUAACGUAAUUGCCGGCGGGAAAAUAGGCAACGCAGUUGACGGCGCCACGCGAGAAUGGAACUAUGUCAGCGUGCCGCCGGGAACUGUUCGAAUCACCAUGGAUGGCAUUGGAGGAUCUAGUCGGGUGAUGGAAUGGGAUCCAUACGAUGGAUCCCCUUUCUCGCAAGAAAGGGGGGACCUUUCACGAGAGGAUCGUGGACUGAACCAUUUUGGAUACAGACGAGACAAUCUAGGCGCUGCAAAACACGAUUCCUUUACAAGUUAUCCCACCACAACCAAUGCAACAAAGUCGCGAGAACUACGAAUAUCCCAAAGCCCACCGAGAGCCGAGACAAGGUUCAAUUCCAAGCCACGCCGUAUCCAGGAAUACCCUCCGUACCAAAGCAUCAACAUGGAUAGGCUCCCAAAUCCGGAUUCGCCGCUUCCGUCUACCACUGCGGAAAAGAGGCCGAGCUUUGAGAAUCUAGUCUUGAAGGUCCUUCUGGAGCCAGACCUGUCCGACCGCGACAAGUUGACCCGCUUGAUGCAAUACUACAGCCAAGAUCGAAAGCAAGUAGAAGAGGACGAGAUGGAGGAGCAGGGGGAGGAAGUAGUUGUGAUCGAAGAUCGUGUUCCGCCGCAUCGGGGAGGUUAUGUCGCCACCAUAGAUUCGACCGCAGAAAGCCGAGCAUGGGACCGAAUGCCUCCACUUACACAAGUUGGCGUACCUCGAACAGAAAAGCAACCGGCUGAGAGAGACGAUCUCAAGAUUGAGGAAGCCAGGUACAGGGCGAAUGCUCUGAGCAGAGGAUUGAGCAUGCAGCAGAUCUCGACGAUCCUCAACCAUACAAGGAAAAUGCCUCCCCAUGCUCGCCGGGUGUGGCUGAGCGAAACUCUUGUCAGAGAGUAA
Molecule: messenger RNA, 3888 nt
Organism: Capronia coronata CBS 617.96
Lineage: Eukaryota; Fungi; Ascomycota; Eurotiomycetes; Chaetothyriales; Herpotrichiellaceae
Exons: 5
Coding region: 1-3888 (1295 amino acids)
Source: RefSeq, a predicted model, not a curated record